Molecule: messenger RNA, 3471 nt
Organism: Kalmanozyma brasiliensis GHG001
Lineage: Eukaryota; Fungi; Basidiomycota; Ustilaginomycetes; Ustilaginales
Exons: 2
Coding region: 1-3471 (1156 amino acids)
Source: RefSeq, a predicted model, not a curated record
AUGUCCCGACAACUCAAAGCAGAUACCUCCCGCUCCGUUCGUAGAGCCGACUCUGUUCACCCCCUGACGCAUCGGAAGAGCCUUCAGGCCAAACUCCAAUCCACGCCCACCCGUUCCAGCCCUUAUCAUCGAAGCGGCGCCCUCAAGGCUGGUCCUCCUUCCUCGCGAUCAGCUUCGAGCGUCGGAGGCUCUCCUCGUACGUUCUUCCAUUCGGACGAAAGCCUCUACUCUAGCUCGGACGACGACAACGACGACCUUGGCUCCAAACAUAUCCCAGGCAUCAAACUUCCGGUUCCCACCCUAGCCAUGUCGUCUCGCAAAGCGUCAAGAACGCAGCUCGGCAAAAAGCCCACCAAGGUCUACACCACCAAGAAAGAUCGAGCUCGUGGCGAGCGAAAAGCAAGUGUCCGCAAGGAACGCUUCGAAGAGCUCGACACCGACUCGGAUCUCACAGAUGUUCCUUCAGAUGACGACGCAGCCCAGGACACUGCCAUUGCAGGCCCCUCCUUCUCCGCUCUGGAGAAGGGCAAAGCAAGGAGCAUCGACAGUGACGAUGAUGAUCUCGAAUCUGAUUCGGAUACCGAGAUGGAACGCAAGCUCGCCGAGGCGGGCGACGGCGAAUCUCUUCUAGGCAGCGGCGCUUCUGGCGAUGACACCGAGGAAGAGGAAGAGCGCUUCAUCAUCCAAGAUGCUCUCGAUCGACAGUCCAAAGUCAAGUCUCGUCUCCAGCUCCGCGACCCCUCCGACCGUCGCAACCUUGGCAGCGAACGCAGUUCGGCAAGCAAAGGGGAUCUCCAGCAUCGCGCCCGCUCCAUUGCGAUACAAGGUGAAGACGCAGAGGCUGACGCGGAAGACCAAGACGACGAAGAUGACGAUGACCCCGACGCCGAUGCCGACCUCCUCUCCAUGUCUCCCAACACUCUCCGCAUGUACGGUCUGCCCGUCAUUGAAGACGAACUCUUCGAAGAGCAGGAGGCCUUCGGUUCCUCGUCCGAGCCAUCCUUCACCGACUUCUUUGAGACGUCUACCGACAGCGAGGCAGACCUGGCUGACAUCAACAAUGACAAUGGAGACGACGACGACGAGUUUACCACCGACUCGGACGAGGACCACGACAUCAGCGACCUCGAAGGCGGCUUGCUCGACGCUCCACUGAUCGCUCACGUCGGCACGACUACCGACGACUCGACUGCAGCUGCUGCAGACGCUGCCGAGGACGGCACCUUGGAACCCAAGCCCGAGAUGCCUUUGCUUGUUAUUGAAGAUCUUGACGGUCGUCUUAUCUAUGCCCGUGCUGGUGACGGCGAAGCUGUUUUCGGCUCAGAUGGCGAAUUUGAGUUCGUCGAUGACAGCGAUGACGACAGCGCCGACUGGGAAUUUGAUCAAGGCGGCAACAGGCUCUUCACCGGUGCACGGAACCACGGCGGCCUGCUCGCUGCCCCCGAGGAUGACGGCGACACCACGGACGAGCUCCCUGACGAAGAUAUGCCCUACCCGAGGCUCCUUGUCGGGUCUGUCGCUCCGCGCGGUGGUCGCAACGCAAGACGCGCCAGAGCGAUGGCCACCAACUCGCGUCGCCUGUCACCGGCAGCUCCUAGCUCUCUUCCGUCUCCUUCGCUGCCCCACUCUGCCCAGGCUCUGCCCAUGUCAGACUCGAGCAACAACGACAAGCUGUCCGGAAGCGGUUCGAGAGGAUCGCCAGCGUCCUCGGACGAACAAGCAGCAUCCAACGAUGUCGGCAUCACCAUCUCGACCGAGCAACUUGCUCGUGAUCCCGAGGGCACGCUCAAAGCAGCGGCCGCUGCGCUUGGCGUGACCGUCGAAGAGGCUGCGACCCUGGUCGCUGGCGUGCAGCUUUCCGCCGUCAGCGAUAAGCUUGGCGCCAGUGCAAGUGCCAGCGCCAGCAGCCACGGAAGCAGCACCACUUCGCUCGACAGCUCCAUGGCUGCACCCAAGACGCCUGAGCAGCAGCGUGUCGCCAACAUUGUCAAACCUCAGAUGGGUAGCUUCAUGCCUACCUCAGCCAAGUCGGUGCACCGUGCCGUCAUUGACGGCUCGCGCAAAGCACCUUCGCCGUUCUCUGGCAAGAGGAGUCUCGAGAAGAAAGGACUCGCGAAGAAGCGCAGGGCCGCUCGCCGAAGCUCUCUUUUGGACGAAGGCCUCUCCGCUAAACGUCUUCGAAGAUUCUCUUCUGCUAAUGAUGCUGCUUCGGCGCUCGACGAGUACAGCGAAAUGGCUCCUUCGUCACCCGAGCCCAUCAUCGAAGUGGAUCCCAUGGAGCUUGACGACGUGGUCGAUUCCAGCAUGAUCUGGCGCGGCACUGGCUCCAAGUCACCAUCGCCUGAGCUUGACAGCGGCGAUGCGCUGGAAGCAGGUCGUCGACCUUCUGCCCGUACUGCUCGCAAGACAUCCUCAGCUCCUGGCAUCAACCUCAAUGCGUUCGCAAGAUGGAACAAGAUCCCAAUGGGCUCCUUCCGCGAUUCGCAGGCAGCACCCGUGCCUUCACAGAACGCUUUUCAGCAGCAGCAGCACUCACAUCAGCAGCCCCUCGGCACGUUCCUGCUUACCCGAUCGCAAGGUCAGUCCAGCAGCCGAGCCGGCCGAACGAGCUCGCCCUUCCGCUCCAGCUCGCAUGCUGUGCGCAAUCCGGAGAUGUUCUCCAUCAGUCCUCUGCGCCAGCCGCAGGAGGAUGACAACAACGAGUCCGCGGUUCCCAAUGACAGCACGACCGGUAGAAGACGAUCCUUCAUCAUCUCACCGGUGCUGUUCCCGACUCGCGGCGGCGAGAUCCCGCCGCCUUCGUCUUCGUCGAACUCGUUCGGCACCCAUCAUGCGCCGACGUACAGCCAGAUCGCCGGCCUCCGUCUCGGCGGCAACAAUGCCGCUGCAGGCGAUGCUGCCAGUGUAGCAUCCAACACCAGCGCUGGUCCGGGCCGCAUUACGCGACGAGAAAAGAGGGAGAAGCGAGCCAAGCGGGCUGCCAUGCUCGCUUCGCAAGCCUACGAAGGCGAUGCAGCCGACGAGCAGCGCGCAGCCUCAGGCUCGCCAGCGCCUGUCCCGACUACGCCCCUUCUGCAGCUCUCGGGUCUGAGGGAUGGUAGGUUUGCGCAGGAUCAGGAAGAGUCACCUGCCACUGCCUUUCCUCGAAUGCGCAUCACGGAUGCAACGCCCACUCCGCGCGGCUCACCUGCUCCUGCCGGACCACCUACUGUUGGCAAAGAUCUGCUCCAGCCCGGCUCCAACGUAGGCAAAAUGGAUCCCUCCAGCGAUCCGGCUGCCUCGAGCAGUGAAAUCCACCUUGAUGCUGAGGACAAGCACGCCGAAGCUCCUUCUGCCACGGCUUCCAUGUCUGGUGCUCUCCCUUCAUCGGCCUGCAAGACUCCGCUGCACUCGCCCUUGUUCGGUGGCAUCUUUGGGGGUGUACUCAACUACGAUCUUGAAGACAAGGAGGCCGAGCCUCUUCGCAUCUAG